This is a messenger RNA of Gracilinanus agilis (Agile Gracile Mouse Opossum), 600 nucleotides long. RefSeq names its product leucine rich repeats and transmembrane domains 1 (gene LRTM1). Gene Ontology annotation, cellular component: voltage-gated potassium channel complex. Gene Ontology annotation, molecular function: voltage-gated potassium channel activity; transmembrane transporter binding; potassium channel activator activity. The record is from RefSeq and is a predicted model, not a curated record. The annotation marks the transcript as partial. Lineage: Eukaryota; Metazoa; Chordata; Mammalia; Didelphimorphia; Didelphidae. The transcript has a single exon.
GUGAUCUGUUCUGGCUCUCCAGUACACUGUUGCUACUAUUCCAGGAGGUGGGCAGCUGUCCAGAGAAAUGUCUCUGUCACCCACCUACAAAGACUGUUGACUGCAGCAGGCAAGGCUUGAGGCAAAUUCCCUCCCAACUGCCUCCUCGCACCCAGAUCCUGCGUCUGCAGAAUAACCAGAUUGGAGAGCUUCCUACUUCUGCUUUCAGCAGGACACCCUUGCUCAGAGCCUUAGACCUCUCCAACAACUCCCUUUCCAGCCUUGCUCCUGGAGCCUUCUUGGGCCUUGCCCACUUACAGGUCUUAAACCUGGCCCGGAACUCUCUUCGAUCCGUGGAAAGCAAGCUUUUCCAAUCACUGCCCCAACUGCAGGACCUGGAUUUGUCCUUUAAUCACAUAAGGGAGUUGCCCAGGUUUGGCAGGGAGACACUGAGCCGCCUCACUCGACUCGCCAUGCAGAGGAACCAGUUGCAGCAGCUCCACAGAGCUCACCUAGAGGCCCUCCCCAGCCUGAGAGUGUUAUUCUUCAAGGACAACCUCUGGAAAUGCAAUUGCCACCUGUUUGGGCUUAAACUCUGGCUGGAGAGCUUUGUAUACAAAG